Molecule: messenger RNA, 1326 nt
Organism: Kickxella alabastrina
Lineage: Eukaryota; Fungi; Kickxellomycota; Kickxellomycetes; Kickxellales; Kickxellaceae
Product: cactus-binding C-terminus of cactin protein-domain-containing protein
Exons: 2
Coding region: 1-1326 (441 amino acids)
Biological process (GO): mRNA cis splicing, via spliceosome
Cellular component (GO): spliceosomal complex; cytoplasm
Molecular function (GO): protein binding
Source: RefSeq, a predicted model, not a curated record
AUGCCUCGGGACGACAAAGACAAAAAGCACCGGAGCAGAGACCGGAGCAGAGAGCAUAGCAGGGAUCGCAGCCGGCGCUCAUCACGGCGACAGUCAGCCUCGCCAGACAACAAAAGGCACAGGAGCCGCGAAAGAAGCACACACAAAGACCGGCACAGCUCACGGUCCUCAAAGAAAUCCAAAUCCAAAGCAGAACAUGCAGAUGCAGACGCAGACGCAGACAGUAUGCGCGGGGAUGAUACAGUUGGCGGGUACAAAGCCUCAGACAACCCAUUCAACGACGCCGCGCUAGGCAAAAAGUUUGUGUGGAAGAAAAAGGUAGAGCAGGACAAGGCACGCGGGCUCAGCCGCGAGGAGCGCGGUCAGGCCGAAAAGGAAAGGCGGCUGGAGGCUGAGCGCGAGCUCGAGAACCUACGAAAGCGACGCGAGCUCCGAGAGGUCGAGCGGCUGCAGCGCGACCAAGAGAUGGCGCGGGUGCGGCGCGAGCAGGAGCAGGAAAAGCUAGGUGACUGGGAGCGGAAGGAAGAGGAGUUCCAUUUGCGUCAGGCAAAGAAGCGCGCCGAGAUUCGGAUCCGCAACCACCGGCCCAAGCCCAUCGACGUGCUGGCAAUGAGCCUGCGCCUGGCCAAUGAGCCCUUAGACGACGACGAGGCCGCGGAGGUUGCAAAGGUGCGUAUGGACUCUGACGAUAUGCUGCCACACGAGUUGGUCCAGGGCUUGUCAGCUGAGGAGUGCGACGAGCUUGUGCAUGAUGUCGAAAUGUACUUGUCACUAGAGAAGAACGCCCGCAAUCAACGCAUCCUGGACGGCACUCAGCAGCCCGACACGACAGACACGACAGACGACACGGCGUCGCGGGAUCUCUACGAGGCUGAGCUGCGCAAGGAACGCGACCCGAGCGAGGCCAUCUUCAGUGUCGAGGCGACCGUGGCGGCCAAAACCUACGCGUGGCAGGACAAGCAUCGGCCGCGCAAGCCGCGGUACUUCAACCGCGUGCAUACCGGAUACGAGUGGAACAAGUACAACCAGACGCAUUACGACAAGGACAACCCGCCACCAAAAGUUGUGCAGGGCUACAAGUUCAACAUUUUUUACCCCGAUCUCAUCGACAAGUCUGAGGCGCCCACGUACCGCAUUGAGACUGAUCCGCUGAGCGAGGACACGGUGAUUCUGCGCUUCAUCGCCGGCCCCCCGUACGAGGAUAUUGCCUUCCGUAUUGUUAACCGCGAGUGGGAGUACAACCGCCGCAGGGGGUUCAAGAAUGUCUUUGACCGCGGCGUGCUGCAGUUGUACUUUAGAUUCAAGCGCCACUACUACCGCCGUUAG